AUGUCAAUUAAAGUUGGAAAAAAAUGGCAGAGAGCAUUUGUUCUUAUUAAAAAUGCCGAUAAUAAAAGAGAAGAAGAAAAGAAAGAGGAAGAGAGUCUCAAGUCGGAGUCCCUUAGUUAUUUUUCCGAAAGAAGAAGUCCAGAUGAGACAAGAAAGAUUUCAAAAACAAGCGAUUUUUACCGAAAUCAAAAUCGAUGGAAAAUCGCUUUCAAUCUUUUGCAAAAGCGAAAAGAAGAGAAUGGAAACAUCUCACAGCUUGAGCGGCUAGGCCGUCCGCUAGAUUUCACUGAGACGAGUGGCCAGAGCGAUGUCAAAGUAUUUCCAGAUUUUGUUUUGCUCAAAGGGAGCGAGGAUGUUUUGUCUUUGAUCGAUGAGGAGUUACUUCCCGUGGAGCGCACAGAGGAGCCUAAAAAGUGUUCAAUAGUGACCAUCAACCAUACUAACAAAGGCGAUAUAGGACACUUGAUGAUUCCUCUUCUUCGAGAGGAAGAACAGCCGCUGAUAUGCCGCCAAUACAAUUGUUUUAAAAUUGAAGAUAUAAAAAAUAUUAUGAUCGCAAAAUCCAAGAAGAAGAAAUAUCGAAAAAUCGCGAUGAGCUGCUCGCUAAGUGGGCCGUUUUACCAAUUAGUAGGGAUUCUUCAUUUAAAUAUUACAAUAGAGACGAGAAUGCUCGGAAGACGCGGCACGGAAGCUAUUGAGAAAGAAAUUGAAGAAGUUAUUUGGAAACAUCGAAGCACAAAAUAUAUUCGUCCGAAUUCUACUGUUCAAGAAAAUCUACCUUCUGCAUUGGCAAAUAUGAGCUGUGAAAACUGUCUUGGGAGCGCUUUAGACGAUUGCGCGAGAUGCGGCGGAGACGGCGUCGUUGAAUGUCCACAGUGCGGCGGAAUGGGCGACAUGGCCUGUCAGGACGAAGUCUCGCUUUGUGAUGAUGUCGAGUUUGACAUGGGCGAUGGACACGAGGAGCAGGAGAAUGAAGGAUACGAAAUUGGUACUGAGGUGUCAAAUGGAGUUCAUAUGAAAGAAGCUGAUUGCGGCGAUUGUGAUAAUUGCGGUGGAGACGGAGAAGUUGAGUGCAUGACGUGCGGUGGCGUCCAGGUUCGAUGCAAAAACUGCACUGACGGAGUUUACAAAAAGUUCACAAUAGCUCGCAAAGAGCAUGUUCUUCGAAAAGCGCCAAACAUCUUCAGGGACUAUCCGCCAUUUACAUCUCAACUCACUGGCUGGCUGAGCAACUGCCGUCCCCUCUUUGUGAGCCCGCUUCAAGACCUACCAGAAAGCGAGAACAAACAAAAACUAUUAAAAAUUGUUCAGACAGAACUUAAAAAUGUCAAAAAAGAGUGUGACUUGUCGCCGAGUCGCAAAGUUAUUUUUUCACCGAGCAGCAAACCAACCAUUGAAUGGAUCCCGCUGCAUAUCGUCCAGUAUUCGCAUUCGAAAGAAAGCGGUCUCAUGUUCAUCGGAGGCAGGGAUUGCUCUCUUUACAAAAUAAAGAGAGAAACAUCUAAUAAAUGUUCUCUAAUGUGA
Oikopleura dioica is the source of this 1524-nucleotide messenger RNA. The record is from the annotation of a GenBank genome assembly. NCBI's taxonomy places the organism in Eukaryota, Metazoa, Chordata, Appendicularia, Copelata, Oikopleuridae.